GUACCCGAGAUAACAGCCCUAGAGGAGCAGGUUUAUGUGCUUUAUCGACAGAGAGCCCAAAAACUGGUUCAACGCAGAAGGCAAGACAUUAGAGAUCAAAACGAUGAAUUUUCACCGUUUGCAGGUAAAGGUGCAACAGCUGAUGAAUACCGAACAAGACGGGCAGCAGAACGUGAAGGCCGCAGAACACGCAGACGAAGAGAACGGGAGAAGAAAGGAGACAUAAAUCACCAUGAUGGGAUGUCAACCGAUGAUGAAGAGUCCCAGUCUGAGAUACAGAUGAUGCAGACUGAAUUAGAACAUAUAGCAGCAGAAGCAAGGAAGAUUUACGAGGAUGUAGAAGAAGAUUUUUCACAGUUAAAACGUAUAAUGGCCAGAUUUGAGGAGUGGAGAAAGAAAGAUUCCCCUACUUAUUCUGAUGCUUAUGUAUCAUAUAACUUACCAAAAAUAUUUGCUCCUUAUAUAAGAUUGCAGAUGCUAUUGUGGAAUCCUUUAAUGAAAGAUACCGAUGGUUUAGAGAUAGAAAGAAUGAAGUGGUUUAAUCUGCUGCUGCUAUAUGGAACAGAUGAUGUUACAGAUGAUGAUCCCAGAAGACUCAGGGAAGAUCCAGACCGCAAGCUCAUGUCCCAUCUGGUGGAAAAAAUUGUUCUAGUUAAACUAAAAGAAAUAAUUGGCUGUUGGUGGGAUCCCUUGUCCCAUGUGCAGACAGUGAGGCUGGUGAACUUAGUGAGACACUAUGCUGAAGCUUAUCCUAGCCUUGGCCCAAGCUCAAAACCCCUCAAGGAAAUGACUCAUGCCAUUAUUGCGAAGAUUAAGGAUGCCAUUGACAAUGAUAUAUUCAUCCCAAUGUUUCCUAAAAAUGUUUAUGACAACAAGAACUCUGGGGUAAGCUUGUUCUUCCAGCGGCAGUUUUGGCUUGCAUGGAAGCUUCUCAGCUCUACGCUUAUGUGGCACAAGGUGCUGAGUGACUCUGUAAUCCAUGACUUGGCUGUUCGCUCUCUCCUCAAUCUGUACCUACUACCAGCUCUCAACCUGGCAGCUGAGAUAAAUCCAUCCGAUGCCCUUGAUAAAUGUAGAAAUGUAAUAAAUGCAUUACCCCGUGCCUGGGUGAAGAGUGAGGGAACUCAUGCCUUCCUUGGCCGCCUUGAAGACUUCUUAGUAAAACUUGCUGAAAAACUUCAAACCGCCCACUCCCCUGCUGUGAAAGAAGUUUGUGAUCUCCUAAAAUCUAUAGGAGCACAGAGCCAAGCUGAGAAAUUGGCCUAUAAGUACCAGUAAAAGUAGUGCAAGCAUUCACUCAGUAUAUCGAAGCAUAUCCAUGAUAGCUUCUCCCACUUUGAAUAGUUUGAGGUGACAGCAUGACUGAAUUCAUAUUCAUAUUAAGCACCGUAUGAAAAUAGCAUUCUUGGUACCAUUACUUUUGUAUUUUUACUGCCAUCAUUAAUUCCUCCCCCUUCUUCUCUUAUGAGUGAUUCUGGUAUUUUAUUAUUAUUAUUACUACUACUUUGUUUUAAAUUUUAAUGUCAUGCCAUAUUCAAAUCUCCCUCUCUUCCUCACAAAAUAUUUAUUUUCUGAAAUUUUAUAUAUAUACUGUAUAUUUGAAAUGCAAAACACAUGUUUAGGUACAAAACUUUGUAUAGAAAUAUUUGAGUAAAUUGAUUAUUGGAAAUUUGUUAGUAUACAAAUCCAUGAAUAAGACAGACUUGUUUGAGUAUUAUUGCUUAGAGUUUGAGGCUAUGAACAAAUGGAGAUUUUGCUCAUGUACAUUUCUCAAUCUUUUUCCCAGUGAGAUUAUUUAGAAUCUUUGCAUUACCCUCCAAAUAUUAUAUAAUUUUGUCAUUAUAUCAUGUCAGUGUGCCACAAAUGGUGUACAUAGAUUCAUUGAUCUCAGUCACAUCAAAUAUACCAAUUCACAGUGCAUCAACAUGUUUUACAAGGGGAAAAGUGGAUAUUCUGAGAUGUUAAAGUAAUAUCCAAGUGGUUUUAUUUUUUGUAUUAAAGUUAUGCUAUGGUUUUA
Penaeus vannamei (Pacific white shrimp) is the source of this 2017-nucleotide messenger RNA. Lineage: Eukaryota; Metazoa; Arthropoda; Malacostraca; Decapoda; Penaeidae. The record is from RefSeq and is a predicted model, not a curated record.